Zychaea mexicana is the source of this 915-nucleotide messenger RNA. RefSeq names its product D subunit of V-type ATPase. Gene Ontology annotation, molecular function: proton-transporting ATPase activity, rotational mechanism. The transcript is spliced from 7 exons. Lineage: Eukaryota; Fungi; Mucoromycota; Mucoromycetes; Mucorales; Lichtheimiaceae. Gene Ontology annotation, cellular component: fungal-type vacuole membrane; vacuolar proton-transporting V-type ATPase complex. Bases 48 to 824 code for a protein of 258 amino acids. The record is from RefSeq and is a predicted model, not a curated record. Gene Ontology annotation, biological process: vacuolar acidification.
CCCUCCGUUUCAACCCUUUUCCGCUUUUACAUCUCGAUAGACGGAAAAUGUCAGGAGCAAAUCAACGAAUUAGCAUUUUCCCUACGCGCAUGGCCCUGACGACCAUGAAGACCCGACUCAAGGGUGCUCAAACUGGCCAUUCGUUGCUUAAGCGUAAAGCCGAAGCUCUCACGAAGCGUUUCCGUACUAUCACGCAGCGUAUUGACGAGCUUAAACGAAAGAUGGGCCAAAUCAUGCAAGCAGCGUCAUUUUCGCUUGCCGAAGUUCAAUAUGCUGCUGGCGAUAUUAGUUACCAAAUUCAAGAAGCCAGCAAAUCGGCGCAGUUACGUGUCCGAGCCAAUCAAGAAAACGUAUCUGGCGUUAUGUUACCCACUUUCGCCAUGUAUACCGAAGGCAAUAAUGCAUUCGAGUUUACCGGUUUGGGACGUGGUGGUCAACAUAUCCAGCGAUCCAAAGAAGUUUAUAGAAAAGCUGUCGAGACCUUGGUUGAGCUUGCUAGUUUACAAACCGCCUUUGUGAUUCUUGACGAGGUCAUCAAGGCCACAAAUCGUCGUGUCAAUGCAAUCGAACACGUCAUUAUUCCUCGCUACGAAAAUACCAUCAAGUAUAUCAUUUCCGAGCUCGAUGAGCAGGACAGAGAAGAAUUUUUCAGAUUAAAGAAAGUGCAGGGCAAAAAGAAAGAACGUGCUGCUGCCGAGGAAAAACAAAGAGCGAUCCAAGCUGCUGCUGCAAUGCAGGACGGAGAAGUGCCCGAGUUCCGUACAGCCGAUGAAACGGGCCAAAUCGAUCUGAUUGACCAAGGCGAUGAGGAUAUUAUCUUCUAGAAGAGAAAUAACUGGAGAAAAAACCAAAAUAAAGAAUAAAGAAGACUGCGAAAGCUUUUGUUUAAGAGUACUGUAAAUCAAUCAAAACCGG